This is a messenger RNA of Marasmius oreades (fairy-ring Marasmius), 4792 nucleotides long. RefSeq lists its product as uncharacterized. Bases 1193 to 4510 code for a protein of 1105 amino acids. The record is from RefSeq and is a predicted model, not a curated record. The transcript is spliced from 3 exons. NCBI's taxonomy places the organism in Eukaryota, Fungi, Basidiomycota, Agaricomycetes, Agaricales, Marasmiaceae.
GUCACGCUACACCCUUUGACCUUUCCCUCAUGACGACAGAGACCCAAUCGCUUUAGUUUUUCUGCUUUUUUCUUACUGGAUUUCUAUCCUUAUUACUCUCCUCUUCCAACCCUGAGAAGAAAUGGCGACGCAACCGAAUCGACCAGAGCCUAUGAACGUGGCGACUCAUCACGCCAAAGUCAGAAUCUCGCUCUCACUCUCUGAUCCGUCAUUUGUUGCUGGCGAUGCGAUAACGGGAAAGAUGGAGAUGGAAUGUAAGGCCGAUAAAGGGCUGGGAAUUGGGGUUAUGAUGGUUGAAUUGUUUGCUAUCCAGGAAUUAAGCUCUCGAGAUCAUCAUGCGACGUCCACAUUCAUUCACUCUCGUCGAGUAUUUCAAGGACCGGGUUAUACCCCUUCGAAUGCUGUCCAACCCCAUCCCUUACCUGGUGACCCACCACUUCCACCUGGUUACUACACCGCAAGGAAAGGCCAUUCGACGUUCUUGUUCAAACUCCCCGUUCCAAAGUCUUCUCCAAACUCUAUAUCGUUUGGGGAUGGUAUAGCGACGGUGCGGUAUGAAGUACGAGCGAGUGUGGGUGUUUUAUGGAAGGAGGAGCGGAGAAUGUUGUUGGAGAAGAAAGAUGUCGAUCUCGUUGAAAGUUUUGAUGAGGAGGCCUUCCAUGGUGAAGACAAUUCGCCGAGGGGUGACCCGCAGGGCUUUGUCGUGGCAGAGAACGGAAAGAUUUGGAUGCAGGCAAGGGUCGUCGGAGGGUUGAUUGUAGCAGGUGAAAGUGCUUGUAUAGAACUGCAAGUGAAGAACCAUUCUACCAAGAAGAACUCCUCUCUUCAAAUAGGUCUAUCGCGCCAGCUUAUUCUGCCCCACCUUCCUUCCGGAGAAUCCCCUCCAAACACUCUCCAGAUCACAGAUACUCUCACGACGGUACCUUUCAAAGGUCCAGAAUACAUCAUACAGCCUGGAGUCGAAGGUGUUGCCAGUCUGGUAUUCGAUGUCCCAAGAAGCGCUAGGGGAGCUAAGGGCGGCAUGUACCUCGGAGACGUGGAACUCGACAAGGAAGUAGGAAAGAGGAAGACAACCUGUGCCUUAUUCGAAGUUACAUGCGUUCUAGGCGUUAAGAUGGUCAUGGGUCUAGGGAGGUCGGUGAUACUCACUCUCUAACGUCCUCAAUGAACUAACGCCUCUUUGCUACAAUUCAUGCCUUCUUCUCCGCCCUUCAUCAUCGAUACGUCUGGACUUUCGUGUUCCUUGAUCUUCUUCGCUUCUGGCUCAUUAUCUGCGACCCCUUCUCGCGAAUUCUUAUUCUUAUUACGCUCCAAUCACCGCAGUAAAGAUAUCGUUGUGGAUAUUCCGGUCACGGUCGUACAUCCAUCCGCACUCCCUUCCUUGCCACCUCCAGGAGUGCCAUAUUACGACUACGACUACAAUCAUCACCAACACCAACACCCUCAAAACCAGUAUCUCCAUCCCUAUCCUCACCACCCAGAUCCACAUCUCUAUCACUCAACACCACCUAUGAUGUCGCCUGGGCCUUUAUCAAACGUUUAUUAUAAUCAUGCGCCGCCUGCACCUCCCAUCUCGCCAAUUCCUGCGUCAUACUCGUUUGAUCCUAAUGAGGGAUUAGUGUGGCUGCCUCCUCCCGGUUCUUUCCCCGCUGUUGGAGGUCAAUACUCUCCGCAAGCGCAGUACGGCUACCCACAGAAUCACCAAUAUCACCAUCAACUGUAUCAACCACCUAUGUCUCCUGGUCCACAAGUUCCUUGGGCGAUACCACCUCGACCUGCAUCUGCUGGACCUGGCGGUGGGCGGGAAAGCACCCAGCCCUUGCCAAUGCUUCCGCCAGGUCCUUCACUAAUUCCUCCCGGAUUACCGCCGUCGUCCGUUAGAGACGUCAGACAGGUUUCUAGCGGGGCCACACUCUCUCCUCCCUCUGUCCCUGCGCCCUCUGAGGCAAGAUCUAGAACGAAGAGUAUACAGAAUCUGGAGCUGAGUUCCGCUCCUGUUUCCGUGCCUUUGUCUGAAGAGCCGAAGACAACGAACUAUCCCGGAGAACUUGCCCGGUCUGGGACUGGACUUCGUGCCUCGAGGAUCGCCCACCACCUGAGGGUUACUUCUACAGCAAAGGGGAGAGGGAGGAGUGUUUCUCCUGUCGGUGGGAUGCGGUAUCGACAUGAGUUGGAGGGUCAGCAGCCUGACCAGCAGCAACAACUUGAUAAGCAGAUUUAUGCCGUCGCUACCGUCCAUGGAAACAAGAGUAAAGGACUUCACAUACCUAUGCCACCCCCCAUCACUGCUACCGCGUCUUUGUCUCCGCCGUUACAUUCGCCUAGGCCGGUACUGUCCCCCAAACGGAGUUUUACGAAGGACGCCGUCAGCGGUGGUAUGAGCGUGAAGAGCGAAAGAGUGGAAGAACUAGAGAGGAUGGCUGAUGAAGUUGGGGCGAAGACGAGAGAUUUGAGCGGGGAUUUACCCAAGGAAGGGGAGGUGGGGAAGCCCGAGAAGGACAUGGUGGAUAUCAACAAGUCAUUGCCUAAACUUCAGACUUCACCGCUGUUAUUGUCGCCUGCCGCGAUUGCGAAAAAGAAGCCUGACGAAGAUUACUUUGGAGGUGCGACUGCUGCACUUGAGGUGGCGGCGGCAGCGGUCCCACCUGUGAAGAAGUUUGGUGCCAAAGGGCUUGGAUUCGGGCUUGGACAUGGACAAGGAGAAAGUGGGUUAGACGCGUUGGAGAAGAGGUUGUUGGCCGAGGUUGGAACAAGGAAGAUUGAGAGUGAGAGGAGACCUGAUGUUUGGAGUGUUCUUGGAGUUGAUAACGGGAAUACUCCGAAGAUGAACGGGGGUGUGAGUCCAAUUACCAUACCCACACCCAGGCAAGGGCCUGUCGAUCCAUUGAAUGACUCGGCGAUUUCGAGUUUGACACUACCGGAUUGUGAAGUUGGUGGUGGUGGUGGUGCAGGUGUUGAUGGGAGAGCCCUGCAGAAGGAGUUGUUGGAAUUCGAGAAUGCCAGAGAGUGGGAGAACUUGAAAGAGAAUCAGAAACAGGAAAAGAAGGAGAGAAGACGUGAGAAACGUAGAACGAGGAGAGGAGAGACAGAUGAGGAUUCGGAUAACAAGACGAGCGUUGGUGGCAAAUCUCUGUCUGGGAGGACAGAGAGGCAGAAGAGAAAAGACAAGGAACGCGAUAGAACUGGCGAUGGAGACGGGGAGGGGAGUUAUGGGAUUAGUGAAGGAGGUGAGAAGAAAGAACGUCGAAGCGGACAUGGGAAAAGAAGGGGGAAGGCUGCUAAUGCACGAGUGGCCGCCUGGUUGGGUGAUGUUGAGGCCGAAAUUCCGACACCACCGGUGGAAGAUGCUAUCGCGCACACGCCUAGUCCGGUCCCCGUCGGUGUGUCAAUGCAAGAACAGGAAAUUUCGAGACAAGGCCUCUCUCAGCGCGAGGAGGAGAAGCCAACAAAGAAUGGUCCUCUCCCGUCUACUUCGUCUCGGUUACCUGAUCCUCGCUCGUCCGGAUUCGUGCCUAUUGGUACACUCAAGCCUGAUAUCUAUCAGCGCACACUUGUACCAAAGGACUCGCCUUUUGCAAGUUCAAACAGUAUCGAGGAGGAUGCCAGGAGGAUCACCCAACUGUGGUCCAAGGAUAACAAAGACACCAAGGCAAAGGCAUCCGCGGCAUCCCCCCAGGUCACACAACACUCAAAUCCGUGGCAGAGUAUCCGUUCACCUAUUUUCGCAAGGAAAUCGAAUGGGGGUCCACUGUUUCCACCUUUGAAACGAGAGCUAUACUCGGAAGUGAAGUACGAUGUUAGAUCUGCAAGAGGUGGAAAAGGUGGGCAGGUCACUGCUGUUGCUGCGAUUUGGGCCUCAGUCACAGACCCGAGCAAACGACCGGAUUCUACUUUGAAAGAGGAGCCGUCAAAGCCCCUCAAGCCACCAAAAUCAAGCAUAACUUUACCUUUACCGAAGCCACUUAAGCCCCCUGCCGGAUUGACAUCCUCUAGACCGAAAAACAACGAUUUCCUUUCACCUAAAUCACUCAGACCCAAUCAGCUAUCGUCGACCAGCUCUAAUUCUUCGUCAUCUUGUCGUGCAGGAGCGGCCCCUCGUCCCGUCGGUGUCUCGAGGAAGUUUGACGUGGGUACGGGCGGAAUCAAGGCGUCACCUGCUGCCUUAUCCUCCUCUCACGCUAUACCUACUCUGUCUAGUACGGCAUCACUUGCCAAACCUACCAGUUCGGCUAACGAUAGGAAGCGGUCAUUGCCACUCCCGACAAGGGUACCACAUACCGUCGGCGAAAUGAGGAAAGAUACACCGGGGAAGAGGUUGUCGAUGCCCGCCGUUUCAUCCAAAUCGAGUGGUGUUUCCGGUGCCGCAGUGAAUAAUCUCAAGGCGAUUGUUGAAAGCGGUGGCACGGAUGAAUCUGAUUCGCCUCCGUCGAAAUCUCCGGCCACUGAACUGGCGUUUGGGCAAGCUCGACUGCGGGACCUCAUCAAGAAAUAUCAGGGCCAGUCGACAUGAUAUCUUUGUAUCUGUUUUCUCGCUCUCUCUCUCUGUCAUCUCAUCAUAUCUGGGACUGCUGUAUCUCAUUUCUCUCAUCUACAUCAUUUUCUGUUGUUGUUUUGCAUACUGAUAUCGUCUCACCAUUUCGUUUGCUGCAUCUCUUUACGUUUAAACACUGAGUUAUUUCAUUCAAUUCUGCACCACCUGCUUCCUUUUGCUGUUUCCAUUCGCCUCCGUUUGUGCUAAUAAUGAUUGUACGACAGUGUAAUGACCGUUAAUGACACGAUCUAGAACCUCCGG